AUGAAGCACUUAGCGACGAGGCAUUUACACGCUGCUAAGAAGUGGUCUGCGGGGAGGAUGCUGGCCAAACGGGCAGCGGUGAAGAAGCGGAACCUUUUCAUGGCUAUUUCGGCGAACUACUGUAGCAGCAUUUUCGAUUUGAUAGCGAAAAAAAAAAAGGAGUCAGAUAGGUGUAAAAAUGGAAGUUCUGUCCAGGGGGGGCAAAACGGUGGGGAUUAUCCCGCUGAUGGGGGUGGCACGAAGGGGAUGACAUACACCAAUGAUGUUAAUUCACUUGCCAUCAGAGCAGCAAAAGGGAAGGAAAAACUUCUACAAGAAGGAACAACGCUGAGAGGGGAAGGGUCCUCCAUGUUGCGUAACCCAGUAGAGUGGCAAAACAGAACGUUGGACGAGAUUCACAACGCGCAAGAGUACAUCCCCAUGGCGGUGGAACAAAUGUAUAACAACAAGGUGUAUCUGUUAAAGUACAUAAAGCAGCUACAACCAAAUGAUGACAUCGCAAAGUAUAGAUUUGCAACAAAGUAUGUAAUAAAAAACGUGAGCAAAUUUUACGAAAAUGAAUUGCUAUUUAUUUUAAAAACGUUUGCCAAGAGGAAGUAUAAGAACUUACCCCUCCUGCAGUGUACCAGUGAAUACUUCUACUGGCAGUGUAGAAUGAAUAAAGGGUCUAAAAGGACCAUCUCCCAUUACCUGCAUUUGUGUAGCCUACUGAAUUACGUCCCAACGGGGAAGUACAUAGAGACGUACCUAACUGUGUUUAACUAUUCCAAGGAUGAAAAUACAGACAGAACUUUCCUCUUUUUCAAUCUGAUCGAAGAGGAGAUAAAUGAAAAACACAAAGAGUUGAAGCACAUCAUUUUGGUUCUGUACUUUUUACACAGGGGGAGGAUAAAAAAUGAGAUUUACGACACGCUACUACACAUGUGUUGUUAUUACGCUGGUCAUCUCUCCUUGAGGGAUACUUUUCUUCUGCUAAGGAUUGUCCUAAAUGAGGAAAGUGGGAAACACCAUUUGGACUACAUAAAGGAUUUACACCGAAAUGUAGAGAGACAUAUCGACUCCAUGACUCAAGAAGACUUUGCCACGUAUGUGAACACCCUCCUUCAUAAACGUGUCCCCUUGGAACAGAAUUUUUUUCUAUUCAUUAGGGUGUUUAUGGAAAAGCAUGGUGUGCAAUUAUCCCCAAGUGCUGUGCUAUCUAUUUUGAAACUCCUAAAAAGGCAAAAAUUUAAAGACACCGUUAUUUUAAAAAAAGUAGUAAAUGUGAUUAGGAACAACUUCUACCAUUACACUUAUGCAGAUGUGGUGUAUGUCGUUAAGAUACUCACCCUUUUAAACCAUUUCGAUGAGCCUUUUUUUUCUUUCCUUUUUGAAAAAUUUUUGCCCCCUGUGGGUACUCUCCCCAGUGGAAGUUUAAUCUCAACGUGGGGAUACAAACAGGGGGGGGCAUCCACCACUUAUAAAGCGCUACGAACAGAUGAAGGGGGACAUCCUCAUAUGGACGCCUACUGUACCUCAGUUAGGAGGGUACAUCUUGAAAAGGUAGAUGGACAGGUGGACCCCCUAGUGAACCCUGUCAGAUCAUUUGGUCAACCACCACAGAAGAAGGGACUCAUCAACGAACUGUCCCACUUACCUCUACAUUUGUACGAACAGAAAGUCAAAAUGAAGGUAGAAGCUUGUAACAUAAUUGGAGAGGAAGAACAAGUAGGAAGAGACAGGCACAUAGGAGAAAUUUCCUUCGGUUUAAAGUACCUAGAAAUGUAUGUCAGCUUGUUUAUCUACCUGGGGACGUGUGGAUACAGGGCCUCCUAUUUGCUGCUCCGCUUAUCCCAGAUGAUUCGCCUGUGUUUGCUCGCAGGGGGGGGACCCCUUGCAGACCAGGGUACCACCACUACAGCACAUAGCGGUAAUGUUACUCACCAGACUGGCCGAUUUCACAACAUCCUUCAUAAGCGGGGCGAACCCCAAUUUGUUUUACUCCACCACGCCGUUAAGAAAAAUAAAAAGGAGACCAAUUUUGCACUUGACCGAAGAAGCGUCAUCAAACUGAGCAGAACGUCAAAUUACUUGCCCCCACAGAACAAGUGCCACAAAAACAGCAGCGCUAAUGUGCGCCGUUCAAGGGAAGACACAAGUGAGGACAAAAAGGACUUGUCCGACUUGAUGUAUCUAAAUGUAGACAUGUUUCGGAGGGCCAAGGUGGUGCACUCUUCUGGGGAUCUGAACUGUACUGCCCAAAUGGGUGAAAGAGGUUCAUACGAGUUGACAGAACGAAUGAGAAGGAACUCCUUUCUGGCGAAGCAUUUUGGUGACAUUCAUCCAGCUGCUAUUCGCCUUCACAACCGGAGGCUUUUCCAGAGACACUUCGACGAGCUCCACCCAAGUGAGCGGUACACCGAGAAGGUCCCCCCUAAGUCAUCCAUUGAGCGCGAUCAGGAAAGUGGCAAAGAUUUACGCCUGAUAAGAUACAAAGAAAUAAGAAACUUGCGAAACGUGUGCUUGCGGAGGUACGCCCAGCUGUUCAAAGUAGAGUCAGACGAACCAUUCGAGGGUUUGAAAAGGGUGCAAAAAACGGGGGAUGCCUCAGAGGAAGAUGGUAAAUGCCCAUACAAACACCCAUUCGAUAUGGUUUCCGAUAGGAACCUAAUCCAUGUAGACGAUUCGCUCUUUGUUGAUUACAGUCUGUGUGACAAUAACAGGAAAGUAGCCCUGAGGAAGCAUAGCCGCUUGGUUAGGAGGAGCAACCAGGUGACCCGGAAGGAGUACUCCAAGGGGAGUGAGACCAACGACGAGCAGCAGACGUGGAGAGAAAACAAUCCCAGUGGAUAUUUACUCAAAUGGUUGUACAGAUAUAAAAACUGUCUGAACCUGUUCCCGAAUGAGGGGGAGACCCAUAUUCACCUCAUCGAUGGGGAUAUAAAGCAGUUGGGGGAGUGUUUACAGAAGUGGUACCAACAAAGUGGAGUCGAAACGACAAGCAAUGCAGAGCAUCCAACGGACAGAGAAAAAGCCCAAAUAAGUCUUAAGCACAUUGCACUGCUUACCAAUUCGUGCAGCAAUUUGUACCUUUUUGACAAAGCCCUCAUCGAUGUACUCCUCCUCCACGUGGCGAAGUUAUUCCGUUCCUUUUACUUAGUGCAAAAUUCGGAAGAACAAAAAGUAAUGAUCUCCCAACAAUUGAACAGAUGUGCUACCGUAAGGGAGACCCACCAGUGUAUUUACCGUUUUACAAAAAUGUGGAGUUUUCUAACAGUCUGUUUUCAAAUAAAUCGUUUCGUGAAGAAUGUCCUUUCGUUGGAUCAUCGACACGGAACACUUACCAAGUUGGUCGAUCUAUAUACCAGUCCCUAUUUCCUACUUAACUUAAACCACCUCACAUAUGUGGUGAACCGGAUGGAUGCUUUGGCCAAACAAGUGGAGAGGCCCUCCUUAAUAAAAAGGUUCCUCCUGCAGUACGUAGACAUUUCCACAUUUACUAAUAUUUUUUUCUUUUUUUGCAAAAAUCUGUUCAUUCUGGUGACAUCGGGUUAUUCUGAUUUGCAGCUUUUUCACACCUUUACCUAUUCCGUGCUAACCCUCCAGAGGGACUACGCCCGUCAGUGGGUUAACCAUUCGGAUGGUUUGUCUGCCUUACCGUUCGAGGGAGCUCCCCACCGAAGAAACAUCGAAGAUACGACCUUCCUGCAGUGCCUCAAUUUUUACGUCAUGCUUAUUUGUGCUAGUUAUCCCGUAUUGGGGAAGGAAAAAAUGGGAAAUGCAUCCCCACGGUUGGGAAAAAGCUGCUCCGUUACAGAUGAGCAGGAUGGUCAGAACGGGCGAAGGUGUGAGGAAAUUCGAGUUGAUUUCCAUCAGCAUACCCUUUACCCCGCUGACUUGUGCGGCAUUUUAGCCCUAUCUCUUAGGUAUAUAAAAUUGUUGAGUUGCGUGCGGGAUUUUUCCCCCACGGGAAUGUGCAUGAACACACACAGGGACGUACGCACCAACGCGCUGAGGCAACUCCUCCCAAUUCUGCAAUUUUACUACCUGCUCAGAAGGAACAUUCGGAAGAAGAAUCCAAUGAACGUAAAUGAAGAAUCGUUUUCCGAUGUUUUUCCCGCCUUUAUCACCAAAUGGUUGAACCAGCACGGGUGCUUCCUGUGCGAUAGCGAGGUCCUCCCCACGCUGAACACCUUCAUCGUGUUAGACAUAGUCAUACAAAUGUUAAAAGGAAGUAAAGGUGGGAGGAGCAAAGCAAAACGGGGGGUAAAAAAAAAGGCGCUCUACUUAACAAAUAGAACUAUGAUGGAAAAAUUCCCCCCAAAUUUUACCUUCAUGUUGGAUUUCCUAAAUGGGGAGCUGCCACAGGGGGAAGAACAUUCCCUGCUGGAGGAAGGGGGUGCUAAACUGGACAAACCCAAUGGAGAGGGAAACUCCUUCCUGCACACCACCCCGUGGAACAUCCACACGGUAAAAAAUGUUAAAAAGGGCACAGUCGAGAGAGUAACUCCUUUCGAACCUUCAAAGGAGCAUCUAAGCUUGGAAAAAUUUAAACAGAUCCUAGAACGAAUACACAUAAAGUAUAUCGAAGGGGAAGACGACAAGAAGGAGAAGAAGAUGCUGUUUGAAGAGAUGGACACGGAGAAGAGGCUGAGCGAAGCACUGUUCAACCUGAAUGAGCAAAAAGAAUACAACUGGAUUGUUGUCAAUUUGGCCUUCCUUUUCGUAAAGGAUAAAAAAAAAAUAAAUACAUACACCGAAAAUAUUUCUUUGCAUUAUUUGUGCGGGAAGACAAAGGAUACUUGCACGGAUAGCCUGAACAACACGAAGGGGAUCCUCUUCCCAAAUCGGAAUAGGAAUAGAAAUAGAAAUGAUUUUCCUGGUAUGCUGAUCGAGAGGGAUAUAUAUGACGUGCCCUUUUUUAGUAACAUGCUCAGUUUUCACUUCUGCUAUUCCUUUUUGGUGAAUUUCGCUGAACAUUUAAACCACGAUCGGGGGACAGUUACGAUAGGCAAUGCGGUCGAAUCACACGUGCGGGGAACGUGUAAGGGUGAACAGCGUCAUGCCAGUAGGGGAGAAUUCACCAGGGGGAGAAGCAAUAAAUACCACUUACGUGGACGGACCCACCAUCGUAACGCUGAACCAACGGAAAGAUUGCCCCCAAAUGACCAACACACCACUGCAACCAAAUUAGAUAAGCACCCUUUGGAAAAUCAUUCCCUGAGUAGGAAACGAAAAUUGGAGGAGAUGGACGGGGGGGAGUUACUCAGUGGGGGAUACUCCGGUGCGUCACUUGGUGACAAGGAGGGAAGCACAACUGAUACCGCUCCGAGUGAAGGCUCAGACGGGGAAUGGCACACCCACGUGGAAGACCCCAAUAUGGGCCACCUGAACAAUUUACCCGACCCGUCCAACGACAACCCACGCCGUGAACACAUUCCGAAGGAUAAGACCACCCAUGCAGAGGAUUCACCCACCCCGCGGAAGAGAAAGAAAAAAAAAGGAAACAAAAAAGGAAACAAAAAACAUCUGUACACCUUUGACGUAGUCCCCAAAUCUGAAAAGUAUAAAAAAAUCUACCUCAACAUGUUAUCCCUGUACUGCGAUUGCAUCUGUUUGAUCUCCUAA
Messenger RNA from Plasmodium coatneyi, 5607 nucleotides. RefSeq lists its product as uncharacterized. The transcript has 4 exons. Bases 1 to 5607 code for a protein of 1868 amino acids. The record is from RefSeq and is a predicted model, not a curated record. Lineage: Eukaryota; Apicomplexa; Aconoidasida; Haemosporida; Plasmodiidae.